AUGAAAUGCGGACAAUGCAAGCUCGAAAAACUCUCUAAGGAGUUCCCUUACACGACGGUCACGGAGCGCUGUCAACAUAUUUCUUCUUUAUGUUUACGGUGUUUAAUAGCCAAACUUGACGAACAAUCCACAAAACAGCCUAAAUGUCCGGAAUGUCCUGCAAUUUUAAAUUCACAAGAGGUAAAGGCACUUAAUCUAGCAUGGGACAAAGCACCUUUUAAAAUCGAUGUGGAAAGUAUCGGAAGAAUUCAACCAAUGCCUCCCGUUGACGGCAACACUCCUACCCAAGGAGAAUUUUACAUUGUAAUGUUGAGCGGACAGAAGGUGACCAUGUUAUUGCAAGAAAACAAAACUGUCAUUGCUCUAAGGGCGAGCAUUUCCAAGAAGCUCAAUGUUAAUCCUGCGAAACAAAAGCUGAUAUAUAAUAACGUGGAAUUACAGGACACGUAUCAAGAACGUGGAGCAACUCUGGCGGAUUAUAAAAUUAGCGUCGGAAGCCACAUUCAACUAAUCGUUGUACUUUAUAAUAUCACAAGAGCUGAAUCCAUUAAGAACUUGACAUUCGAUUUAUACUGGGGUUAUCCCGCAAAUGGAUCACAAGAUUACCUUGACGGAAGUUGCUUGCUAUAUGCUGGCGACACGUUUUGGAGGAAGUAUGAUUAUGCAUCUGUCUAUUAUCCUUCUUUUCCUCAUAUGAGACACUCCGGAGAUGAUAUGGAUCAUGCUAAUAAGCGAGGGCAUCAACGUAUUAAUGCUAAACUUGACCAGCUUCCACCGGAAGUUACUCAACUUUAUUUUGUCCUUAGUUCAUGGAAAUCGCCUACUAUUGGUCAUUUCCGUACACCAACUUUCAAGUUGUACGAUGAAACACAGCCAGACAAGGAGUUAUGUACAUACACCAUCCAGCAAGCCGCCAAUUCUCAAGCGGUUAUCAUGUGUUGUGUAACGAGAGCUGGUCAAGGAAUGUGGCAGGUUAUUCAAAUUGGACGGUUGUCAGCAGGGAAUGCUAAUGAUUACGAUCCUAUCGAGAUUAGUAUUGGGGAAUGUGCCUUACAUGGCUGA
Acaulospora colombiana is the source of this 1062-nucleotide messenger RNA. NCBI's taxonomy places the organism in Eukaryota, Fungi, Glomeromycota, Glomeromycetes, Diversisporales, Acaulosporaceae. The record is from the annotation of a GenBank genome assembly.